Molecule: messenger RNA, 1780 nt
Organism: Paralichthys olivaceus (Japanese flounder)
Lineage: Eukaryota; Metazoa; Chordata; Actinopteri; Pleuronectiformes; Paralichthyidae
Source: RefSeq, a predicted model, not a curated record
CCUCGCAAUUACCUGUUUCACCAGAAUUGACGCGAGCGCGAGUUGGCGAGCACAUGCCACGUUGAGAGAAACUGAGCUGAACUGCAUUUGUGUUUCUUCCUGCGCUCGCAAGGACCGAUUCCAUCUGAUCCACCUUUCAAAUUCAAGAGAAAGAAACUCCAGCAGGUGACCAACAAACCUCUGAAGACCCACACCAGCCGCUGAGGAUCUGAGACACUCCGCAAGGAUGCACUUGUUGUCCGCCAGCCGCGUGUACGCCCUCCUCAUCACCGCGCUGCUCCACCGAGUCAGCGGUUUGGACACUGUUAUCGGCCAGUACGGGGAAACACUCGAAAUCCCGUGCAACAAUGGAGCCGUGAAAGCCGAAGACGUCCUCAUCACUAAAUGGAAAUACGACAAAGGCGAGGGACUUGCAGGAGACCUGCUGGUCAAGCAGAAAGACCAGAACGCUUCAAUCAGCGCCACUGAUGAAUACAAGGGCCGUGUCAGCAUGGCCGCAAACUGCAGCCUCCUGCUCUCUGAGGCCAAGCUGACCGACCAGGGGACUUUCACCUGCAUGGUGGCUGGUGCCGACAUCAAGGAAUACCCUGUGAAUGUGGUGAUCAACAAGACGCCAGCAGGCCUGGAGAUUUCUGACAAAGCGGAGGAACUGGAGAUUGGCAAACUUACCAAGUUGGCAAAAUGUGUCGCUAAUGAUGCCAAUCCAGCUGCAAACAUUACGUGGUUAAAGAACAACAAACCCCUGGUGGCUGAUGGGAAAGGGAUUUCCAUCCAGGCGUCGGUGCUGAUCGACCCCAUUACUGGCCUCUCGACCACCUCCUCCGUACUGGAGUUCUCGGCCGAAAAGGAAGACUCGGACGCUGUGUUCACCUGCAGCACUCUGCACACCCUGGGUGUAGAACUGGUGUCCUCUCCGGUGACCUUCACCAUCACCUACUCCACAGAGAACAUCGUCCUCGAGGUUAUUGCUCAGGACCCUCUCGUAGAAGGAGACAAUGUGACUCUGAAGUGUAUUGCAGAUGGUAACCCGGCUCCUACCAGCUUUAACUUCCACCUUAAGGGAGAAAUGGUCAAAGUGGAAGAUGCUGACACUUUCACCAUCACCAAUGUCUCACGUGACACCACCGGUGAAUACAAAUGCUCCCUCAUUAGCAACCCCUCCCUGGAAGCGUCUGAGGAUGUCAUCGUCAACUACCUAGACAUCAAUUUAAGCCCCUCUGGGAAUAUCAUCAAGAGCGCUGAUGAAGCCUUAAAUCUGACGCUCCAGAUUGAUGCAUCCGGAGAAUCAGUGGUGUCCUGGACAAAGGAUAAUGUGAAAUUGGACAAAGAGCCCAAGUUUACCAAGCUGACCUACUCUGACUCAGGCCUCUAUGAGUGCAAGGUGAAGAUGGGACACCUGAGCCAAAAAGCUUCUUUUGAGCUGCUUGUUAAAGAUGUAUCUGAAGAGUUACGUCCUGUUGCAGGUCCUCCAGUGAUCAGACAGUUGUCCAAGCACCGCGGCGAAGACGGACAACACAAGGUCCUGAUGUGUGAAGCUGAAGGUGCCCCGAAGCCGGCUGUGUCCUGGAGCAUCAAUGGCACCUCGCCUGAGGAGAGUCCAUUCGUCAACGGAAAGAUUACACACAAGAUCACAGUUGUGCCCUCUGCAAAUCUAACUGUGUCUUGUACGGUGAUCAAUGAGUUUGGCACGGAUACCAGGUCUAUAAAUGUGUCAUCCUGUAAGUGUUUGCUCCUCUCGCCUCCCUCUGCUUUAAAUUCCUCCUAAAGCCGAGAUCUGCCU